UACAUUAUAGAUGAAGUUCUCGCAUCCUAUCUUUUAAGUUUUGCACUUAAAUUGCAAUUUCAUAUAUUUUCUAUAAUUAUUAAAUUGUUUCCAAAAAAAAAAUUAAAUUUAUUACAAACAAAAAUGAUUUCUUUUUUAAAGUGGUCAAAAAAUUAUUUUCAACUAAUUAAUCCACAUUAUUUAACUAAGUCACCUACAUUUUCUACAAAUGUGGAGAAAAAUAAUUAUAUUGUUUGGUUAGAUAUGGAAAUGAGUGGGCUCGAUAUAAAUACAUCUCAAAUUUUAGAAAUAGCUUGUGUAAUUACUGAUAAAAAUUUAAAAACUAUAAGCAAAGAUUUAAAUAUUAUCAUACAUCAAUCAGAUGAAAUAUUAAACAAUAUGGAUGAUUGGUGUUUAGCAACUCAUCAAAAAACAGGAUUAAUUUAUGAAUCACGUUUAAGUAAAAUUACUAUACAGGAUGCUGAGCAAAUUCUACUAAAAUAUUUAAAAACAUAUGUAAAAGAAAGAACAUGUCCAUUAGCAGGAAGUUCAGUCUAUGUAGAUCGUAUGUUUCUACAUAAAUAUAUGCCAUUGGUUAAUAAUUAUUUACAUUAUAGAAUUAUUGAUACUUCUACUAUUAAAGAAUUAAUUAAGAGGUGGAAUAUAAAUAUAACUAUUUUAAAAAAAGAUCAUAAUCAUAGAGCAUUAUCUGAUAUAAAAGAAAGUAUAAAGGAAUUACAAUAUUAUAAAAAUAAUAUAUUUAAUUCUUAUAUAUUACAAGAUAAUAUGAAAUUAUAAAUAUAAUUUUAUAAAAACAAUAAUUUCAUAUCAAGAUAAUAAAUAAUAUUUGUUAAUUAUUAUAUUUAAUAUUUAAAAUAAUUUUUUUUAUAAAAUCUUUUUACUUAAAUUGAAAUAUAUACAAAUUUUAGAAUUAAUAUAUAUAUAUAUAUAUAUAUAUAUAUAUAUAUAUAUAAAAUGAAUAUUAAAAAACAUAAAAUAAGGAAAAAAAAAUUUUUUUUAAAUUAAACUUGUUCAGUUUAAAGAUUAAAAAAGCAGUUAAAAAAGUUGUAGUUAAAAAAAUUAAUUUAUUAGAACCAAUUUAUAUUUACUUUUAUAAAAAAAUAUUUUUUUUAUAUAUAUUUUCUAAUUGAAUUAUUUAGCUUAAUCAAAAUGAAAUAAUAUUAUGAAUAUAUAUCUAUAUAUAUAAAAUUAAUUUAAAUAUUUAUUAUUUAAGAAAUUAAUUAGAAAUUAAUUAGAAUUAAUAAGAAAAUUAAUAAGAAAUUAAAAUUAUAAAAUAUUUAGACAGAAAUUAAAUUUUAAUAUAAACAUAAGCAUAGUCUACAAAAUUCUAAAAAAUAAAAUAUCAAAACACUUACAAAUAAAAUUUAAAUCUUAAUAAAAUUUCAUAUUCAAUAAAAUUUAAAUUAAAGUGCUAAAAAUAUUGUAUUAUUUGUACUAUUGUAAUAUUGUAUUAUUGUACAAACAUUUUUAUUAAUUGUAAUAAUUAUUUUUAAAUAAAAAAAAAUUUGAAGUAAAAAAUUUAA
Messenger RNA from Apis cerana (Asiatic honeybee), 1523 nucleotides. RefSeq names its product putative oligoribonuclease. Gene Ontology annotation, cellular component: mitochondrion. Gene Ontology annotation, molecular function: 3'-5'-RNA exonuclease activity; nucleic acid binding. The record is from RefSeq and is a predicted model, not a curated record. Lineage: Eukaryota; Metazoa; Arthropoda; Insecta; Hymenoptera; Apidae.